Leptidea sinapis is the source of this 857-nucleotide messenger RNA. Its product is annotated as protein RER1. The transcript is spliced from 5 exons. The record is from RefSeq and is a predicted model, not a curated record. Gene Ontology annotation, biological process: retrograde vesicle-mediated transport, Golgi to endoplasmic reticulum; protein retention in ER lumen. Bases 197 to 781 code for a protein of 194 amino acids. Lineage: Eukaryota; Metazoa; Arthropoda; Insecta; Lepidoptera; Pieridae. Gene Ontology annotation, cellular component: Golgi membrane.
UACUCUUGUAUCGUAGUAAUGAAAUGAUGGGUGAUGUGUAAAAUUAAUGUACCUACUUGUAAUUAUUAUCAGAACAGAAUAAAUUAUUAUCAUCGAAUUUUUAUUAAUAAAUGUGUUAAUAAAUAGCAUUAAAUAUAAGAAAAACAAUUAAUGUGGGUUCAGUCAUUACUGAGUGCUCAGUGUGAAAGCUUAAGCUAUGAUGGACAGUAAUGAUUUGGGAUCUGAGGCUAAGAGAGGUUUUAUAUCUCAAGGAUGGACGCGUAUUUCGCAGAUCUAUCAGGGCUUACUAGAUAAAUGGACUCCUCACAUGAAAAGUCGAUGGGCAGCAGCUAUUAUUCUGUUGCUUGCAUUUGUUCUCCGAAUAUUUUUGAUGCAAGGAUGGUAUAUAGUAACAUAUGCACUAGGAAUUUAUCAUUUAAAUUUAUUUAUUGCAUUCCUGACACCAAAGAUUGAUCCAGCUAUGGAUUUAGAUGGCGAUGACGAGAAUGGUCCAGCACUGCCAACGAGAGCUAGUGAAGAGUUUCGACCAUUCAUAAGACGACUGCCCGAAUUUAAAUUUUGGCUAUCAGUCAUCAAAAGCACUUUAUUUGCAUUUUGCUGUACAUUUAUUGAUGCAUUCAAUAUUCCAGUAUUUUGGCCUAUAUUAGUAAUGUAUUUUAUAACGCUAUUUUGUAUUACAAUGAAGAGACAAAUCAGGCAUAUGAUCAAGUAUCGGUACCUUCCGUUCACACACAGCAAGCCAAAGUAUAAAACAGUGGAAUCAACUGUAUCAGUGAACUGACCACAGAGCAUGUUGAGUAAAUCUAAAGAACUGUUGUAUGCUAAUAUUCUAGAAAUACAGUUUAUAUUGUAAUGUU